Messenger RNA from Tremella mesenterica DSM 1558, 1057 nucleotides. RefSeq lists its product as uncharacterized. The transcript is spliced from 2 exons. The record is from RefSeq and is a predicted model, not a curated record. NCBI's taxonomy places the organism in Eukaryota, Fungi, Basidiomycota, Tremellomycetes, Tremellales, Tremellaceae. The coding region runs from base 20 to 1057 and encodes 345 amino acids.
GACCGCUAUAGCGGCCGGAAUGUCCCGUUUGACAUGUCCUAUACUCGGUAUACCUACGAAACAUCCAUUCCUCAGUAAACUCACACCCGUUGUCAGACAUAUCCACCACAUCUCGUAUCCGACCAUUACAACUCUCCCCCAUUCAACCUACAACCAAUCCACUUCGAACGCAUCGAGUGAAACGCAACAUAUACCCGCCUUACUCCCUUUGAUACCACCUCCUGGUGGAUGGUAUACUGUACCUUAUAAUUCAUCCCGAAGAAGUUUCGCAAAUCAUCUACGAAUAUCAACCCGACGAAUUCAUCAUGACUCAUUUCACAAUACAAUCUUUUCAUAUCCCCCUCGAAGAAGAAUCAUGGAACUGAAGAUAUUGUCAUAUUCAUAUAGAAGGUUCAGUUCAGGAAAUAACACUCAGCAAGAUAAAAAAACGACUGCUAAUACGACUCCGGACCCUACACGUAGCGACUCUUUCACUCAAGAAUCGAACGGAGCGUCGGGUAGUACGACUAAUACUGGGGAUCGGUCUACAAGUAUAAAUGAAAUUAAUCCGUCGGGUGCGAUGGGGAACGAAUCUGAAAUCUCAGGAAUAAUCACGAGUAAAGACGAACUAGAGACUGAAGAAUCAGAAGGAGGAACACCUGUUGGGGAAACAAGAGUAAAUCUAGAGGAGAUUUCUUCAUCAAACUCUACUGAGAGAACGUCCGAGGUUCAAGUCAACGAAGAAGAUGAUGCUGGGGAGUUCAAAGGAAGAUAUACAGGGUCGACACAACAGAACCUUAAGGUUGAAAAUUCUGAAGAAGGUAGAGAGGAUGGAAAGAUUGAGAUUGAGAAUGAGGGGAGUUUGAGAAAUCGUUGGAAGAUAUUUAUAACUUCUUUAGGAGAAACGAGUGAGAGGUUUGUAGAGGUUUUGAAUAAACGAUUGAACGUCGCUACGGGUUAUGAUGAGGUUGAAAGGUUGAAAAAGAGUGUUAUGGAGAAAGAUUGUUUAUUCUUUGGUCUGGGAGGGAUGAUAGGUGGGAUCGUCAUUAUGGCUUUUACAACUUGGGCGUCGAGAUGA